AUGCGAUCCAAGUUCAAGGACGAGCAUCCUUUUGAGAAGCGCAAGGCCGAGGCCGAGCGUAUCCGCCAGAAAUAUGCCGACCGCAUUCCCGUCAUCUGCGAAAAGGUGGAAAAGUCCGACAUUGCCACUAUCGACAAGAAGAAGUACCUCGUGCCGGCAGACCUCACAGUAGGACAGUUCGUCUACGUGAUCCGCAAGCGCAUCAAGCUCUCCCCCGAGAAGGCCAUCUUUAUUUUCGUCGACGAGGUCCUGCCUCCCACUGCUGCGCUUAUGAGCAGUAUCUACGAAGAGCACAAGGACGAAGAUGGCUUCUUGUACAUCACGUACUCGGGAGAGAACACCUUCGGUGACCUGUAA
This is a messenger RNA of Penicillium olsonii, 357 nucleotides long. The record is from the annotation of a GenBank genome assembly. NCBI's taxonomy places the organism in Eukaryota, Fungi, Ascomycota, Eurotiomycetes, Eurotiales, Aspergillaceae.